AUGGCUUCUCAGGAUAUUAACUUUUGGGGUUCCGUUUAUACUACCCAGUUUGCCGCACCACACCUAAGAAACAGCAAGGGUAAGAUCAUUGCCCUUUCUUCAUCUGCUUCAUGGUUGCCUAAGCCAAGGAUGAGCUUGUACAAUGCAAGCAAAGCAGCAAUGGCACAAUUUUUUGAGACUCUGAGGGUUGAAUUUGCACCGGACGUCAAGAUAACACUAGUGACUCCUGGGUUUAUAGAGUCCGAGUUAACCCAAGGAAAAUUCUUAACAGAGGGAGGCAAAGUGGUGGUUGAUCAAGAAAUGAGGGAUGUAAGUUUUUCUCCUUCGAUUUGUUGCUUCUCCUAA
Messenger RNA from Ilex paraguariensis (yerba mate), 345 nucleotides. NCBI's taxonomy places the organism in Eukaryota, Viridiplantae, Streptophyta, Magnoliopsida, Aquifoliales, Aquifoliaceae. The record is from the annotation of a GenBank genome assembly.